This is a messenger RNA of Polyodon spathula (Mississippi paddlefish), 2093 nucleotides long. Its product is annotated as scavenger receptor cysteine-rich type 1 protein M130-like. Lineage: Eukaryota; Metazoa; Chordata; Actinopteri; Acipenseriformes; Polyodontidae. The transcript has 7 exons. Gene Ontology annotation, cellular component: membrane. Bases 21 to 2018 code for a protein of 665 amino acids. The record is from RefSeq and is a predicted model, not a curated record.
UCCCUCAGGUCCUGUGAGGAAUGGAGAGUCGCCUCAGAGUUUCAUUCUUCUGUCUUUCAGUCCUGCUUCUUCACAAGACAGCCGAUGGCGAUGAUUUGAGGCUUGUGGAAAGAGGGAACCGCUGUGAUGGAAUUGUGCAGAUUUUCAAGAACGGACAGUGGGGAUCAGUUUGUACAAAUUCAUGGGGCCUUAAUGAUGGCAGUGUUGUGUGCAGACAGACAGGAUGUGGAAGUCAUCUAACAUGGUAUACUGUGCAGAACAAGAAUCGCACCAUCUUGCUGAGUGGGGCCCUCUGCGAUGGGACAGAGUCUGCCUUGAGAGACUGUAAAUCUGACAAAAAAGUCAAAAAUCCCUGUCCUAAAAUUGUCAGAGAAACAUGUUCUGGGAAAACAGCUAAGAUAAUUGGUGGACUGUGCCAUGGUCGUUUAGAAGUGAACCGGGGUGGAGUCUAUGGCACAGUGUGUUCCAAGUCUUUUGACUCCAGAGAUGCAGAUGUUGUCUGUAGGGAACUAGACUGUGGCAUUUCCAAAGCUGUGUUGUCUGGAGCCCACCCUGGAGACAGUAAAACCCCAAUAUGGGCAAACGAGAUCCUGUGCCAGGGCAAUGAAGAAAACCUAGCCUACUGCCAAACCGCAGAGACUGAGCAGCAAAACUGCACACACGCACACGACGUCAGCGUCAUCUGUACUGGGUACACUGAGGCCAGGCUGGUCAAUGGCCGUGACCGGUGUUCUGGUCGAGUGGAGCUCAAGUACGACAGCAAGUGGAGCACAGUGUGUGAUCAGAGCUGGGACCUGCAGGACGCCACAGUUCUGUGCCAGCAGCUGAACUGUGGGUACGCUGUGACUGUCCCAGGACAGGACCAGUUUGGGGAAGGCAGUGGCCCUGUACUGUCCGAUAUAUUCGACUGUGAAGGCACCGAGACUGAGUUACAGAAGUGUCCCAUCUCUACGCAAGGACAUAGUAAAUGCACUCAUCGUAAUGAUGCAGGAGUUAUCUGUGCAGCUCAGGCAGGUCCAGUCAGGCUGCUUGGUGGACAAGGGCUCUGUGAAGGCCGGGUGGAAGUUUACUACAACAGGAUGUGGGGGAGAGUUCUCCCCGACUCCUGGAGCAGCACAGAGGCCUCGGUGGUGUGCAGAGAGCUGGGCUGCGGCUCUGUGAUCCCAGCCUCUAACUCCUCUCGAUACGGGGCGGGUCACAGUGGCGUGUGUCUGACAGGUAUCCACUGCAGCGGGGACGAGACCCACCUGAGGAACUGCAGCCUUCCACAGCAAGUCCCCUGCAACAGCAGUAACAGCGCGGCCGUGCUCUGCACUGAUCACAUGGCUCUCAGGCUGGUUGGGGGAGGAGGUGACUGCGCUGGGAGGGUGGAGGUUUAUCACAAUGGCUCCUGGGGGACGGUCUGCGAUGACUCCUGGGACCUGGCAGACGCAGAGGUGGUGUGCAAGCAGCUCCAGUGCGGGGCAGCCCUCAGAGCCACAGCCUCCUUCGGACAGGGAACAGGACCCAUCUGGCUGGACGAGCUGCGCUGUCAGGGGAACGAAUCAGCUCUGUGGGACUCGGAAGGGUGGGGGCAACACGACUGUCAACACAAGGAGGAUGCAGGUGUCAUGUGUUCAGAGUUCAAGCAGCUUAGACUGGUUAGUGCUGAGUUUGACUGUGCGGGACGGCCAGAGGUCUUCUACAAUGGCACCUGGGGUGCUGUCUGCAGCAAUGGAAUGGGAGGAAUCGCGGCAACAUUUAUAUGCCGUCAUCUGAACUGCGGAGAGACCGGAUCUAUUAAACCUCAGUCUGAAACGAGCUCUGCUCUCAAAUGGCUUGAUAAUAUUAAAUGCAAAAAGCACGACUCCUCACUGUGGCAGUGUCCGUCCUCGCCUUGGGGACAGAACAGCUGUGAGGACAGGGAUGUGGAGGACAUUGUCUGUUCAGGUAACGUCUUGCUUCUGUCCAGAAUGAUUGACGCUGCUCCAAACAAGGAACAUUCAGAGAUCAGUAUACUGGCUGCAUGCCCCAGUUAGCACUAUCCAUGGAUUCCCUUAUCUCCCAUUAAUAAGUUCACAUUAGAAGUAUAUCUAGACAGGUGUUAGGCAUUA